Molecule: messenger RNA, 2254 nt
Organism: Gymnodraco acuticeps
Lineage: Eukaryota; Metazoa; Chordata; Actinopteri; Perciformes; Bathydraconidae
Gene: lipf
Product: lipase, gastric
Exons: 11
Coding region: 813-2036 (407 amino acids)
Molecular function (GO): hydrolase activity, acting on ester bonds
Source: RefSeq, a predicted model, not a curated record
CCUGAGCCCCUGUGGUUCUGGUUCUGACUCACCUGAGCCCCUGUGGAGCCCCUGUGGUUCUGGUUCUGACUCACCUGAGCCUCUGGACUUCUCCCACACUUCGAUCCUCACUUUGUCCUGCAGCUCCCUGCGCAGAAGAGAUGCGCAGAGGCUCCCUGUGAGACCCGCUCCCACGAUCAGAACCCGGGCCAUGACGUCAGCUCGGAACCGGGACUAGCUCUACAGGAUAAACCGGGUCGAACCGGAUCGUUUUUAUAAAGUAACCCGAGUUAAACCGGCUGACAUUAAGUUAAACCCGCCUCCUGUGUUACAGAACUGCUAGACACCGGAACACACAGGGGGACAACCGGCGAGACUUUCACAAUAAAAGUCUUUCACAUAAAUCAGGAAGAAAAUCACGGAUUAUAAUGAAACUCAUUAUUAGAAAACAUUCAGUCUUUUCUUGUCGGUCUGUUUCACUAAUAAACAAAUAACCUGGUUUCUGAUUAGACAUCUAAUUCCCGUCUCUGUGAGGAUCGGUUUUUAUUCUGAAAGGCAGAAACUUUAAACUUCUUUAUUAUAGUUUAUUUAUUAUUUACCUAUGUUAUUUACAGAUACAUUCCCUUCAGGUUUCUGUUUCCGGUCUCUGUUUGAUUUGAUCUGUUUUUAAACUUUAGCAGAAACUUUAGUCUGAAAACAAACACCGAGGAUCUUUCAUUUGACCAAUCACAGAGAGGUACUCCCUCUGACGUCACAGCCCGUCUCUUCCGCCGUUAGAACCAGAAUCAGCUGAUCGAGGAGCUUCAGAACAUCAGAGAGCUGCCGACAGUCAGAUGAUGCUGGGUGUGUGUGUGUGUAUGUUGGCGCUCUCUGGUCUCGUGCACAGCGGACCGUCUCCUCACAGACUUCAUGACGUGCAGCGGCGCGCAGAUGACCCACGGCCUGGGCUGGACCCUGAAGUGCACAUGAACAUAUCUGAGAUCAUCAGGUACUGGGGUUACCCUGCAGAGGAGCACGAGGUCCAGACGGAGGACGGGUACAUCCUGACCGUCAACAGAAUCCCAGCGGGCCACAAACGCACCGCAGGCGGGGGCCCGGCGGUGUUCCUGCAGCACGGCCUGCUGGCGGCGGGCAGUAAUUGGAUAACGAACCUCCCGAACUCCAGCCUGGGGUUCGUCCUCGCCGACGCCGGGUACGACGUGUGGAUCGGGAACAGCCGAGGAAACACCUGGUCCAGAAAGCACCUGACGCUGAGCCCCGAGAGCGACGCCUUCUGGAACUUCAGUUAUGAUGAGAUGGCGCUGAAGGACCUCCCUGCCGCGGUGAACCACAUCCAGAAGGUGACGGGUCAGGAGCAGAUUUACUACAUCGGACACUCUCAGGGAACCACCAUCGCAUUCAUAGCGUUCUCCACGCUGCCCGAGCUGGCCAAUAAGAUCAAGAUGUUCAUCGGUUUAGCUCCAGUAGCGACCGUCUCCUUCGCCUCCAGCCCGAUGACCAAACUCUCCGUCAUGCCCGACUUCUUCAUCUGGGAUCUGUUUGGUAGGCAGGACUUCCUGCCUCAGAGUCACAUGAUCGAGUGGUUUGCAGAACACAUUUGUGCGGAGCAGCCUCUCAGCAAGCUGUGCGGAAACAUUUUCUUCAUCCUCUGCGGCUUCGACGAGAAGAACCUCAACGUGUCUCGGACGCCGGUCUACACUGAACACUGUCCUGCCGGGACCUCGGUCAUGAACAUGGUCCACUGGGCCCAGGCGGUUCACGGCGGGAAACUGAUGGCCUUCGACUUUGGAGCCAGAGGGAACAUGAAACACUACAACCAGUCCACUCCCCCUCAGUACAAGGUCCAGGACAUGAAGGUUCCCACCGCGCUGUUUUCAGGGGGACACGAUACGCUGGCGGACCCCAAAGACGUGGCCGUCCUCCUCACUCAGGUAUCUAACCUGGUGUUCCAUAAGCACAUCGAGCACUGGGACCAUCUGGACUUCAUUUGGGGUCUGGACGCUCCGGAGCAGAUGUUCCCGUCCAUCCUGAAGCUGCUGCAGCAGGACCGCCACUAGAGAGCACCACACCGAGUGUGUGAGGGCCUGUUCACGUCUGCAGCACAGCGUGGGGACCACUGGACUUUACACCAGCAGCAGGACCUCUAAAGGUUUCAAUGAGGAAAGUGUGUGUGUGUGUCUGUGUGUGUGUGUGUGUGAGCAUGUGUGUGUAUGUGUGUGUGAGCAUGUGUGUGUGAGCAUGUGUGUGUGAGUAUGUGUGUGUGAGCAUGUGUGUG